GAUUUUGGUGUUCAGCAUGAACUUUAUCGGAGUUCUUGUUCUUCAUCUGCUAUUUAAGUCUUAAAUAUAUACUUUAUUCUAUAUUUGUGAACAGUAAAUCUAUGAAUCGGUCAAAUUUAUAUCGCUAGAACCAUUGGUUAAAUUAUUAGAAGGCAGCAGCAGUAAACAGAAUGUCUACUCGAAACUUACGAAGACUCUUGGGUACAACUACGCUACCACCAGUUGAUGAUGAAAACUCUGAUGAUGACUUUGUACCACUUUAUGCAAGACAAGAGUCCGCUGGUGCAGCUUAUUCCGUUUUGGAAGUAAAUUCUACAUCUGAGGCUGAAGUGGAAGCAGACAGUAAGCAAGAAGAGGAAGCUGAAGUAGAGAAUCCGCAGCAAGGAAAAAAGAAGAAAAAGAACAACAGGAAGAAAAGGAAGGCAAGAGCAGCUGCAACAGCAUUUAAAAUGGAUGAAAUUGAUAGAUCGGUCCGAGAGGUAAAUGCUUUGCUCGGGGAACCAGUGCCAGUCGUAGAGGCCCCUGUACAGGAAGUUAAUCCUGGACUUACCCUAUUUUCCGUCCAGCAAAAACACCUGGACGCUAAUAACGAAUUGCGCAGAAUAUUCGGCCCAGAAUCAGAGGAGGAUGAAAGACGGCGUCUGCGACAGCACAAUGUUCGACCACAGAGAAAUAUUGUACUUCCCAAGAACUACAAUUUCAACAAAAUGGGUCUCACCACUGUCAUAAGAGAUCGGAAAGACGAUGUUACAUAUUUCAGCUAUGAACAUAGCAGAGAUUACAGAACGAUGCAACAAACAUUCUUGGACAAUGUUGCAGGUUUGAGGGCUGCUGGAGUUAUGCCUCCAUUAGAGGAUUUAUUGAAAACGAUGCAUGUUGAAGCUCUUUUAGAGUCAGCUGAUAUCUUCUUCCGCAUGGAGAAUUACAAUUUGGCGAAUGAUAUAAUCGAGCAAAUAAUUGCGUACUUGCAGUAUGUGGCCCACCCCUGCUUCACACUCACCGGUAGACGGACUCGUCUAGAAUACAAGUUCAUAGAGAAUCGUCCGUUCCACAUUGCUCUGCUCAAAUAUCUGCAUCUGCUAACGAACAGAGCUUGCCACCGAACCGCUUUGGAGAUAGCCAAAGUCCUGCUCAAUUUGGAUCCCACUGAUCCCCUGGCAGUGAUCUUCAUAAUAGACACUUUGGCCUUACGAGCUCGGGAACAUAAGUGGUUGAAAGAUGCCGUGGAAUACUGGAAUUCUACUCGGGAGGGGAAUUUUCUUUUCAACUUGCAGUAUUCCCGGGCUAUGUGCUGCUUCCACCUAUCUAGGUCGAGAAAUAACCAGUAUAAAGUCGAUAUUGAGGAAGCGAACAAAAUAUUAAAGGAGUGCUUGUUAAAGUUCCCGUUCGCUUUGAUGAAGAUCUUGGAGUGCAGCAGCCAGAAUCUGUCCCAGCAGCUAAAGGAAAGCCAUUUGUUUAACGGCUUUGCGAUAAAGAAUACGCCAAAAGCGCUACAAGACUUAAUGUCGUUGUACGCAAAAUUCACAUGGUCCCGUUGGCGCGAACCACCCGUAAUGGAGUGGCUGCUAAAGAACGCCACAGAACUGUCUAUUAAGUAUGAUUCUGAUGUGAAGUCACAGGCUAUGGCAUUGAGGGAGGUAGAAAAGAACUUAUCGGUGCUGCAGAAGUGGCCGGUUGAGAUCGUGAGGCAUUUGUGCGUCAUCACCCCGAUGUCAGAUUUACUUGUUGAUGGUGCGGUACCAGAAGUGCCGGCAUAUUUGAGCGCUGACCCAGUGCCGCCUAAAGAGAACAACAUAAACCGCUACGGCUACGUCAUGCAGCGUCAGGUCAACCGCCAGUUCCUGUUGGAAUUCCUGCGCACUCUGCAGCCGUUCUUCGAUGAUAACGACGUGGAAGCUAGCAAGACUAGUGGCGCUGGAAACGAUGAGGUGCAUACGCCAUCACUAUGGUACUAUGAACACCUCUUAUUCUUGGAUGAAAAAAUCACGCCGACGACAGAGGUUAUUGAUAAUAUGGAGACGGAUUCUUCCCAGUCACAUAAUGAUGAGGAACCUGCAACAAAAAGAGAACGCGUUACGAGAAGAAAGCAAAAUGACAUUUUAAAGAAACAGUCGGAAUUACUAGAGUCUGCUAAAAUAUUAAUAUCUGGUGACGGCACAUCAGCUGAUGCUUUCGGGAACUCCGUGAGUUCUCAGCUCAAGGAGCUCCCAAAAGUACAAAGAUGCCUCGCCGAAAAAUUAAUAGGAGAAACAUUGUUCUAUGCAAAACUAGGAGUGCUUACUUUUGAAACCUCAAUAAAUAUUAAAAGAAGAUCAGUACAAUAUUUAGGUCAGGGGUACGCGUACCAGCAGCAGGUGCCACAAACAUAUGCACCAUCACCAACACCAUCACCUCAGCAUCACCAGCCGUCACCAUAUGCACCAUCACCAUCACCAUCACCACAGCAUCACCAACCGACACCAUUUGCACCAUCACCAACACCAUCACCACAGCAUCACCAGCCGUCACCAUUUGCACCAUCACCAACACCAUCACCACAGCAUCACCAGCCGUCACCAUAUGCACCAUCACCAUCACCAUCACCUCAGCAUCACCAGCCGUCACCAUUUGCACCAUCACCAUCACCAUCACCUCAGCAUCACCAGCCGUCACCAUUUGCACCAUCACCAUCACCAUCCCCACAGCAUCGUCAGCCAUCACCAUCACAUAAGUACUCACAUACAUCACAAUCACUUCAACUCAGUCAGCCAUCAACGUCAUCAACAUUACCUCAGCUUCCACCAUCAUCAUACCAGCAACAAUUAGAUUCCAAUUCAUUAAUUAAUUACAUAAGCAGCAAUCAACAACAGGUAGUCAGAGGAAAGGGGAAGGAGUUAAAAAAAUAUUUGAUUUUUAAAAACGGUGCUGUAGCAACAAUGGUUGCUGCAACCAACGCUAUUUUAGCAUUUUUCGAUAAUACCGGUGGCAUGAGUAAUCCUACAUCGAUAUUUUGUAUAAUAGCAACGGAAUUUUGCGAAAGAUUUUCAUUCUGCGGCUUACGAACUAUUUUAUCCUUAUAUCUACGAAAUGUCUUGUGCCUUCAUGAAAAUGCUGCCACUGUUGUUUACCAUAUUUUUAUAAUGAUGUGCUACACAAUGCCUUUGGUGGGAGCGAUACUAGCAGAUAAUUUUAUUGGUAGAUAUAAAGUUAUAUUGUAUUUCUCCAUUAUAUACCUCUUCGGAACAAUAUUGACGUGUUGUUCUGCGAUACCUCCUCUCAUGUUGCCGCCCACAACUACAUCAAUGAUCGGCUUAGCACUGAUUGCUACUGGAACGGGCGGCAUCAAGCCUUGUGUAGCGGCAUUUGGUGGAGAUCAGUUCCGAUUACCCGAAGAGAACCAGCGCUUGCAGCGAUUCUUCUCCACAUUCUAUUGCACGGUGAACCUGGGUGGCUUCAUGGGGACCAUAGUGACGCCGACCCUCCGCCGGAGCGUCAUGUGUUUUGGCGACGAUACCUGUUACGCGCUCGGCUUCGGCUUUCCGUCGCUCCUUGUUCUUAUUUCUAUUGUGACUUUUGUCGCGGGAAAACCGUGGUACAGAAUAAAAAAGCCGCGUGACACUAUCACUCUCAAGUUUGUGGCGUGCGCUUGGUAUGCAUUCAAGAAGAGGUUACAGCAUGACAUAAAUGUGGAUGGUCCGCCAUUACAGCAUUGGCUUCACUACGCUAUCCAUAAGUAUGGCGAUAAGCUGGUGACUGAUAUGAAAGUUGUAUGCUCCAUACUGUACUUGUACCUCCCAGUACCGAUAUUUUGGUCACUUUUUGAUCAGCAGGGUUCCCGCUGGACAUUUCAAGCUUCGCGGCUACGGAGUGAGAUUUUCGGUAUGACGUUAAUGCCGGACCAGUUGCAAGUGAUGAACCCGGCAAUGGUGCUCCUCAUGAUACCAGUCUGCCCGGGAGGCGCCUGGCCAGUUCUACCUGACCUCCCGCCGCUGCAUAAGAUGUUCAUAGGCGGAGUUCUUGCAGCAAUGGCCUUUGUUUCCGCUGGCAUUUUACAAAUCGGGAUUGAGCGUUCCACUCUGCAAGUACCGUCUCACGAUCAAACGGGCCUUGUGUUAUUGAACACCCUGGGAUGUCCAGUUGAAGUGGGGGUGAGGGGGGAAGGCAUAGCGCACAUUGAGGAGCAAGGCACAGCGCUCAUGACUUCCUUAGCGCAUCAAACCUAUCUCGUCUCUGCUAGUUGCACGGUAAUGUGUGCCGGGAGGAUCAUGAAACGACAUUUGAUCACUGCUCGAAUCAAUACUGUGGGCGGAAUGUUUAUGCCUGUUAUCGUUGGACAAAACUCCGAUGACGAGAUCUCUUUUUACUUUAUGGAUCCGAACCCUUUUAUGAAGUCAUUAACAGGGAAGCCAAAAUUGAAGGUGGUAUACAUUGGCGACACUGGGCCCAAUAAAAACGUUUCAAUAACUGUGGAAACCGAUAAACAAUUGAGCGAUAUUUACUACGUAUCUAACGCUCCGAUCGACCACAUCGGCGAAUCGGCUUACAUGUGCUUACAGCCAGGGAAAUUUAGAUGGCGCGCGAGCAGCGCCGGCGACGAAGUCUCUGGCUCAGGCGAGGGGUACCUCCGCGCGGGCGGCGUGUACGUGCUGUGCCUGCGCGAGAGGCUCGGCAGACUCGACGCGGCCGUGCUACACGCGCCCAACCCGCCCAACGAGCUGCACCUGGCCUGGAUCGUACCCCAGUACUUCCUGAUAUCCGUCGCGGAGAUCAUGUUCGCCGUGUCGGGCCUUGAGUUCUCGUUUACACAGGCUCCAAAAAGCAUGAAAACCAUAACAAUAGCUUCGUGGUAUGUGUCAGUAGCGAUUGGGAACCUCAUUGUUAUAUUAGUGGCACAAACUAAAAUAUUUGAAUCCAGAGCUGCAGAGUUUUUCGUCUAUGCCGUCGUAUUGACAAUCGCAAUGCUCGUGUUUUUAAAAAUGGCCCAAGGCUAUUGUACUCGAACAAUAGAGGGUGAUGGUUCAUCGACUGAGAGCCACCCUUUGCUACGUCAUCAUUCUAGGGUUAUAUCCGUCCAUUCAUUAUCUACGAGUACCCGACCAAGGACGUACAGCGGGCCCGCAAGUAGCGCAGCAUCUUGUAUGGGCUUCAUGGAGAGGGCGCGACCAGCUGCGUGGCCGACUAACGCCUUUGUCCAUCUCGCAACGCCGAGCUCGAGUGACGUGAAAGCUACUACAUUGGCUAAGGACUAACAUGUAUACACUAACACUAUAUACUACAAUUUACAGCACAAUAGCUUACAAUUAUAAUUGUAAUUACAAUAUUAUCGAAUAUCGAUAUAAUUUGCGUAAGGACUUAUCAACAUAUAGAUUAUAGAUGUAUUGUAUAUUGAGUGAGAUUGAUUUAAGUUUGUAUAAUACUA
Molecule: messenger RNA, 5398 nt
Organism: Colias croceus (clouded yellow)
Lineage: Eukaryota; Metazoa; Arthropoda; Insecta; Lepidoptera; Pieridae
Exons: 31
Coding region: 171-5228 (1685 amino acids)
Biological process (GO): oligopeptide transport; transmembrane transport
Cellular component (GO): membrane; RQC complex
Molecular function (GO): transmembrane transporter activity
Source: RefSeq, a predicted model, not a curated record